GCCAGUGGAAUGUCGAAGAGGGGAGUGUGUCCGGAAGAAAAGCUGUUAAUGCCCCGCGAGGAAUAAUGCAAAACAUUUACAUUUUUUAGUACAUAAUUUGUUUCGAAAACUUGCCUUUUCGAUUUCACAUGAGAAGAGCGAUGAAGACGCGGUCCUCCUCGCCGCCGAUACACGUGCACGUGGCCGAGAGCACGCCUGUGCACGUGCACGUGAAGAAGGGCCAGAAGAGCACCUCAGUCAGGUCCCCGCAGAGAAGCGUCCAGGAGGCCAAGAUGAGGGCAGAGGCGGGGAAUCUCCGGCCCACGGCGCAGGUCAAGAUGCGCGUGCCCUGGAUACCCCCGGGCAAGACCUCCACACGCGACGCCCUGUACAAGUGGGAGGGCCCCACGCACCGGCUGGAGAUCACGCCUCUGGCCGAGCCAGACCCCGGCCAAUCGGCCGCGCUGCGGCUAUCUGACCUCUCCGCCCAGGAGGGGGAGGUGCUGCAGGGCCGCAUCGACCAGUACGAGAGGAAGAUCGACAGCCUGGUGACCGAGGUCAUCUCCCUGAAGAGCGAGGUGAAGCUGCAGCAGAAGGAGCAGCUCCUGGGGCUUCAGUCGGAGCAGCUGAGCGCAUCGCAGCGCCGCAUCGCAGAGCAGAAGGAGGAGCUGGCCGAGGUCGCCAAGGAGCUGGAGGUCACGGAGUGGGAGAACUCCCGGCUCCGCCUCUCCGUGGAGAAGAUGCAGGAGGAGACCGAUUACAGCAGGCUGGAGAAGGAGGCCCUGGAGCAGGAGAAAGACGCCCUCCUGAGGAAGCUUCUGGAAGUGGAGAUGGACGGAGCGGCGGCCUCCAGACAGGUGUCGGCCCUGCGGGAGGCCGUGGGCGGCCUGAGGACCGAGAGGCCCUUAUCGGGGCAGGACUCCACGCAGCUGUCCCAUCAGAAGGAGCUCCUGCUGCAGAAGCUGGAGACCUUCGCGGAGACCAACCGCGCCCUGCGCCAUCUACUGAGGGAGCAGCACGGCCGUGAGGUCGAUGCGUUGCGGAUGACGGAGCAGAGGGACCUCAUGCUCAAGAAGCUUGCAGACACUGAGGCACAGAACACGCUGCUGCUGGUGAAACUUCAGGACAGAGAGAGAGAGCUGGAUCAGCUCGCAGUGUUGCUGCAGACUGAAAAGGAGAAUGCGAGGACCACAGCGGAGCUGUCCAAAGCGCUGGAGUCCACACGCGCUCACCUGCAGGGCCAGCUGCGCAGCAAAGAGGCUGACAACAACCGCCUGGCCGUCCAGAUCCGGAAGCUGGAGCGGGCGGUGGUGCAGCGGCAGGGGGAGGCGGACCAGGCGCAGGCGCAGCUGAGGCAGCUGAAGCAGCAGGGCGACGGGGACAAGGAGGCGCUGAAGAGGGCCACGCGCGUGCAGAGGGAGCGGGCGGAGCGCGGCGAGGACGCCGCCGGACAGCUCUCUGCGCAGCUGCUGCAGAAGGAGGCCCAGCUGGGCGACGCCCUGGCUGCAGCAGAGGCCUUCCAGAACCGCCACGACCAGGAAGCCCAGGAGAGGAGCCGGGUGGAGGUGGAAGUGACCGUUCUGAACAGCCGGGUGUCUGACCUGACAGCACAGCUCCGCUGCGUGGAGGAAAAGGCGCAGUUAGAGAGGGAGGGGCUUAUGGACCGACUCCAUGCCCUCACGUCCGAGAGCACCGCCCUCCGACUGGAGAACCAGAGCCUCAAGGCCACUCAGUCUGCAGUAGAGGAGAAGCUGUCUCUCUCUCAGUCUGAGCUGCAGCAGGUGAAGGGUUCAGUUAAACAGUAUGAGAGUCUACUGGAGAGCUACAAGAGCCAGGUGCAGAAGGCGCGGGCGGAUGCGGACGAGCGCAGGCUGCAGCUGGAGCGGGCGGGGCAGGAGGCGCAGGCUCUGCGGGCGGAGGGGGGGCGGGAGGUGGAGGAGGUGCGGGCGGAGCUGCAGGGCCGGCUGCGGGAGCUGGAGCCGCUCCCAGAGGCGCUGAAGAGGGCGGAGCUGCAGCUGCGGGAGGAGCAGAGCCGCGAGCGUGAGCAGGAGAGGAGGAUCUCUGAGCAGAGCAGAGCGUUCGCCGAGCUGCGGCUCAAGGUGGAGCAGCAGGGGGCGGGGCUGGAGGCGUCCAGGGUGAAGAACGUGGCCCUGCAGGAGGACAACAAGCAGCUGCAGCACCAAGUGGAGAGUCUGGAGCGGAAGCUGAGCGACGCCAGCGCGCAGAACAGGGAGCUGGUGCAGGUGGUGUCGAAGCGGGAGGACUCGAUCCACAGCGGCCAGCUGCGGCUGGAGGAGAAGUCGCGCGAGUGCAGUGCGCUCGUCCGCCAACUGGAGGAGGCGCUGGACAGCGCCCGGCGCCAGAUGGUGCAGACGCGGGAGCGGGCCUCGUCUAAGGAGCGCGCCACUCAGGCCAAGGUUCUGGAGCUGGAGACGCAGCUGAGCCGGACCAAAACGGACCUGAACCAGCUGCGCCGGGACAAAGAGGAUGCUGAGCGGCGGUUCCAGAGCCGGCUACAGGACGUGAGGGAUCGGCUGGAGCAGUCGGACAGCACCAACCGCAGCCUGCAGAACUACGUCCAGUUCCUCAAGGCCUCCUACGCCCACGUGUUCGGAGACUCCGCCCUCACCAGCUCCGCGCUGAGAGCCCCUUCCCCGGUCUGAGCAGGCUAUGCGUCUCUCAGAGACACGCCGAUACCAAACCCCGUACAGCACCGAUACCAAACCCCGCGCGGCACUGAUACCCUCCCUCUCUCGCCUCUGACUCUGUCUUCAUUGUGUGCUAAACAGCAGGGGCUCUCAAUCCUGGUCCUGGAGAACAGGGUGGAUGGUGUUUGUUUUCACCUUCAAAAAUCUGCUAGCAAUUCAGACCUAAGAAACCAGGUAAGUGCCGAGUAAUAUAAAAAAAGCCAGCAGACUUUGAAGCUCUCCAGGACCAGGCAUGAGGACCCCUGCAAGACUGUAUUUUGUCCGUCCAAGUUUUACAUGAAUUUCUUACAAUUUAUACAAGUAUGAUAAUUACGUUUACAAACUUUUGAGAAAGAAGUGUAACCUUUUUUUUUUUAUCAUGAUUUAUUCAUUUUAUUUAUUUAUUUAUCACAGCGUUUGUGAAAGCAUUUUAUGGGGUCUUUUUAAAAAACAAAAAAUAAAAAACUAAUUGCAAAUAUGUCACGGUGCUAUAGAAGUGUGCUAUUAUGGAAGUAUUUCUAGUGCCCUUCAGGGCUGUGUGAACAUAAAUUCAGGUUCAAUAUUUAUAUUUGCAAUAUCUAUGGUUUUGCUUUUAAUUGUUUGAGUUUUGACUUAAGUUGUUGAUUCAUGUUUCACAAAAGAAGGAGGUUCAGUACUGUAAUACGAACACAGUAUCCACAAAGCUACAUGUCAGAGAUAAUGGCUGUCACUGUUUCUGUGUGCGUGAAUGUCUGUGCUUCAAAUGAUUUACACAAGAUUUAUAUUCUAGCUAUUCUAGUUACAGAUAGAAUUUAUUCAGAAAAAUGAAUUUAAAUAUAAUAAAGUGUAAGUUUAAAAAAUUGAAGCUCCA
Molecule: messenger RNA, 3516 nt
Organism: Conger conger (European conger)
Lineage: Eukaryota; Metazoa; Chordata; Actinopteri; Anguilliformes; Congridae
Gene: odf2a
Product: outer dense fiber of sperm tails 2a
Exons: 19
Coding region: 129-2642 (837 amino acids)
Biological process (GO): regulation of cilium assembly
Cellular component (GO): centrosome
Source: RefSeq, a predicted model, not a curated record